Messenger RNA from Cordyceps fumosorosea ARSEF 2679, 2640 nucleotides. Its product is annotated as GTPase activating protein (Gyp5). The record is from RefSeq and is a predicted model, not a curated record. NCBI's taxonomy places the organism in Eukaryota, Fungi, Ascomycota, Sordariomycetes, Hypocreales, Cordycipitaceae. Bases 1 to 2640 code for a protein of 879 amino acids. The transcript is spliced from 4 exons.
AUGUCUCAGCACGACGCUGCUCAGCACGACGAGCACAAGCCUGUAGAGAACAAGCGCUCUCCAGAAGCUUCUGACGGAGAACCCGCCGCCGAAAACGACGAAUCUUUCGAAGACGCCGUCGAUACAGUCGAUUCUGUGUCAGUACGAUCGCUGACCAAGAGAGCCGUAUCAACCUCCAAACCUCCUCCUACCGAAGAGCAUCAUCCUCAACCGCAAGCUCCCGAGACUGCAAGCGACCGUCCCCAACAUCCCGAGACUGCAAGCGAACCCCCCCAACAAGCUGAACCAGAAGUGGCCCAAGAGGCCGACGCCAAGUCGCAUCGCGAAUCAUCUCCCUUGUCCAGACGAUUAUCUUCCACCUCAAAUCUCGACAAUGUCAACCUAGAUGACGAGGCUGCUCCAUCUGUCGAUCGAGAAUCGAAAGCAUCCGUUGAAAACGAACAGCCGCCCAAAACCUUGUCCCUUAGCAGCAUCACGAGUGCUCUUCCCUCCAUGCCCUGGUCCCCGCCCGCCGGUACUUCGCCCGCAAAGAGCCCUGGAGCGUCGUCCAUUACAACGGCGCCGCCCUCCACAACGGCCGCUACACAACCUCCGCCACCCACCAGAAAACUCACCGGAGCCUUUUCAUGGCUGUCUCGAAACUCGUCUGGCAAAGAUGCUGUGCCCGCCCAACAACCUAGCCAGCGACGAAACACGGCAAGCUCCGUGGGCACCCUUACCAGCAAUCCCGAAAUGAUGCUUGGCAAGCUGGAGGAAGAAACUGAAAAUGGGAAAAAGGAGGCCAGAAUGAGUCUCAAAGACAGAUUCAAGCUCCUGCGUCUACAGCAAGAGGCAGGCAUCCCCCCCCACGCGCUCGAAGACGACAAUGGUAGCAGCGGAGCUGGCCUCGGGUUGGUCAAUGGCGAUGCGGCGUCGAUAACAAGCGAGCUUGCCUCGCCGGCCCCAGUACCGACUCCCACCAUCGAUCUCGCACCUGGAACCGUAUCUGGAGUCAAUGCAGGACCUUCGGCGAUGCCAGAGUCCCAAGUAGACUGGGACUUGUGGCAGUCUGUUGUCUACGAGGGCCCGGCUGUCGUUGCGCGUACUAGUGCCGAGGAACUGAACCGUGCUAUCACCACCGGAAUUCCAAGCGCCAUCCGAGGUGUCAUCUGGCAAGUGCUGGCGCAGAGCAAGAAUCCCGAGCUGGAAGCAGUCUACAAGGAUUUGGUUGUCAGAGGUACCGACAAAGAGAAGCGUCACAGCAACAGUACCACUGCCAGCGCUUCAAGCAGUGGCAACAUCACUCAGAGUGGCGAGGCUGUUACCUCGUCGGCGUCUUCAGUUAAAUCUGACCGCUCGGGCACGAAUGCUAGCAUGUCAUCCAAGGCAGAAAAGGUAUCUGAGCCAAGCCCAAAGGCGCAGGCUGUGGCAGCAGCUGAGCGCAAGAAGAGGGAAAAAGAGGAGACUGCAGCCCUUCAGAAGCUCGAGAAGACUAUCCGACGUGAUCUUGGUGCCAGAACCAGCUACUCCAAGUACGCUGCUUCGGCAGGUCUUCAGGAUGGCUUGUUCGGUGUUUGCAAAGCAUAUGCCCUGUAUGAUGAAGGCGUGGGAUACGCUCAAGGGAUGAACUUCCUCAUCAUGCCCCUUUUAUUCAACAUGCCCGAAGAAGAAGCCUUUUGUUUACUCGUGCGCCUGAUGCACAAUUAUGACCUUCGAGAGCUUUUCAUUCAGGACAUGCCUGGCCUUCACAUGAGACUCUAUCAAUUUGAACGCCUUCUAGAGGAUGUUGAGCCAGCCCUGUACUGCCAUCUCAAGCGUCGCGGCAUCUCUCCCCACCUCUAUGCUACACAAUGGUUUCUUACUCUCUUCGCCUACCGCUUCCCCUUACAGCUUGUCCUCCGGAUCUACGAUCUCAUCCUCUCCGAGGGCCUCUCUGCCAUUCUGAGGUUUGGUAUUGUUUUGAUGCAAAAGAACGCGAGUCUAUUGCUUGCCAUCUCCGACAUGCAGCAACUCACAACCCAUCUGAAGGACAAGGUCUUUGAUGUGUACAUUGACAAGGACCCUAGUGCGGGAAGUUUGCUAGAGAAUGGAUUCUUCGGCAGCUCAAGCGCCAGCAUGGACAAAGAGGUCUACAGGGCCGACCAGCUAGUUAAAGAUGCGUCUGAAGUCAAACUCACUCCCGAAACAUUGAAAAUGUACACCGCCGAAUGGGAAGAAAAGACCAAGGCCGAGAAAGACCGGGAGACGGAGCUGCAAGACCUGAAGAUAUCUAACCAAAGCUAUGCAAUCCAGUUGCGCAAGCUGGAAGAACGAGUUGAGGCCUGCGAUCGCGAGCAAGCCGAUCUUGCGACGGAGCUCGUGCACACAAAGGUCGAGAACGAGGAGCUAAAGGAUGAAAAUGAAAGCCUCAAGGGCCAAGUUCAGGAGCUUCGAGUCGUGAUUGAGAAGCAACCGAUGGAAAUCGAAGAAGCCUGGAAGCUCGAACGAGACAGCCUCAUGAAACGCAAUGAAAAUGUACAUGAAGAAAACAGAAAGCUAGAACAAGAGCUAGCAGAAUUGGAGGAAGUCCUCGUCAAGACAAAGAUGCAAUAUGCAGAGAUUAACUCUCAGCAUGAGACGCUCAACAGAAAAUGGAGUGAUCUUAAGCGGCAGUUUGCAUAA